AUUUUUUACGUCAGUCAAUAGUUAUCUAGACAUUUAAAGUGCCGCCAAUGAAUAGAUAGGGAAAUAAUUUUGGUUUUUUGGCCAUAUAUAUAAACCCGAGAACAGUUUAGAAGUACAGUGAAAAAACUGCAACAGUUUAAAGAGAUCAGUUGUCAAAUUUUAACGCAAUGGAAUCUUUAAAAGGUUUUGGAAUGCUUGGGCUUUUUUUGGUGUACUUAUUGUUCCAAGUGAACAGUACUUAUGCCGAGGGAAUCGCUGAGUUGAAACAAGAAGAAGCUGAGACGAUCAAGAAGAUAUAUUCGAAUAAAGUUGUUGAUGAUUCUGAUUUGGUACCAACAAGAUUGUCUUUUAUUGAAAGAGGAGCCAAUCGUUUAAAAAAUUGUAAGGUACUCAAAGGAGUUAAGGAAGGUAUCGUGAAAGUAAGAGCUGGAGUCAGAAAAUUAGGCUCCUGGAUAUUCAAGCCAUGGAGAAGUGAUGAUCAUCCAUCAGAAGCUCCACAGCCUGAUCCGAAGAAAAAAUUCAAUGAGUUAAUGAGCAAGCACAAAAGCAAGCUUAAAGCAAUAUUUCCCGGUACUCGUUGGUGUGGUGACGGCAAUAAGGCUAGCAAUUACGGAGAAUUGGGUCUGUUUAAGCAUACCGAUGCCUGCUGUCGACAACAUGACAACUGUCCAUUGGGAAUCGGAAGUGGAAAGAGCUUAGGACCUUUGUUGAACAAUGCUGGAUUUACAAGAUCCUGGUGCGCUUGCGACCAAGAUUUCUACAAUUGUUUGAAAGCAGCAAAUAACCCAAUUGCUAGGAAAAUUGGUGUUACUUAUUUCACUGUUUUAGGACCUCAAUGCAUCGAUUAUAACUAUCCAGCAAAGUGCACUAAUUUAACAAGCAAAUUCGAUAUAACAGGCAGAAAAUGUCUUGAAUACGAGUAUGAUCAAACUAAAGAGAAAGUUUUACAAUGGAAGGACACUCCUAAUUAUGUUGAAGUGCUCAACGGUUGAAAAGUGAUAAAAAAUCAAUUUCCUUUAUCAAAAUCGUCAAUUUAAAUUAAAAAAAAUUUUUUUUUCUUUU
Messenger RNA from Cotesia glomerata, 1062 nucleotides. Its product is annotated as phospholipase A(2)-like. The record is from RefSeq and is a predicted model, not a curated record. The transcript has 4 exons. Bases 168 to 992 code for a protein of 274 amino acids. Gene Ontology annotation, biological process: phospholipid metabolic process; arachidonate secretion. NCBI's taxonomy places the organism in Eukaryota, Metazoa, Arthropoda, Insecta, Hymenoptera, Braconidae.